AUGUACGGAUCAGACCAUUCCAUGUGCAACUUCUUUCACAAGGAUCUCAGCAACAAGAAAAUUCACAAACGGAAGACCGAUGAUGAUGAUCAUGACGGUGACCACCAGCAGCUGCAGCCCCAAUCCGUGGAAAUCCUCAAGAAACCUUCGCGCGAGAAGCUCUACUUCUUCAACUCCACUAUUGUCGAUGGGGCUUCCAACAAGAAGGGCGACUACUCCCUCUUCCGUUUCCAGUCCUCUAAAGAGAUCCAAAUUCACCACGACAGCCGCGCCACCACCACCCUCAAGACCGAGAUGGAAUUUUCCCGUGAUGGGCGGCCAGAUAUUUGCAAAGAUGACAAGGAGACUGGGUACUAUGGGUUUGGGGAUUCUUGCAUGUUCAUGAAUGAUCGCGGGGAUUAUAAAUCUAGAUGCCAGUUUGAGAAAGAAUGGGAGGAGUCUGAGAAGGCUAGGAAGAAAGGGUUGGCAAUGGGGGGUGCGGUUGGUGGCUGUGUGGAUGAUGAUGUUGAUGCUGCCAUUGAUGACGAUGAUGAGGAUAGGGAUGAGUUGCCUUUUGCAUCAUUACUUGAAAAGCAACACUACAAGAAAUAUAGGAAAAGGCAACAGAUUUUUCCGUAG
Molecule: messenger RNA, 618 nt
Organism: Dioscorea cayenensis subsp. rotundata (Guinea yam)
Lineage: Eukaryota; Viridiplantae; Streptophyta; Magnoliopsida; Dioscoreales; Dioscoreaceae
Product: zinc finger CCCH domain-containing protein 51-like
Exons: 3
Coding region: 1-618 (205 amino acids)
Biological process (GO): snoRNA splicing
Cellular component (GO): U2-type spliceosomal complex
Source: RefSeq, a predicted model, not a curated record